Molecule: messenger RNA, 1262 nt
Organism: Rattus norvegicus (Norway rat)
Lineage: Eukaryota; Metazoa; Chordata; Mammalia; Rodentia; Muridae
Gene: Prmt1l1
Product: protein arginine methyltransferase 1 like 1
Biological process (GO): animal gross anatomical part developmental process
Cellular component (GO): nucleoplasm; cytosol
Molecular function (GO): protein-arginine N-methyltransferase activity; protein-arginine omega-N asymmetric methyltransferase activity; protein-arginine omega-N monomethyltransferase activity
Source: RefSeq, a predicted model, not a curated record
GAGAAAAGAGAGAGGGGGGGUCUCAGAGGCCGUAGGACUCGGGUGAAGAUGGCGGCAGCCGAGGCCGCGAACUGCAUCAUGGAGGUUUCCUGUGGCCAAGCAGAAAGUAGUGAGAAGCCCAAUGCUGAGGACAUGACAUCCAAAGACUACUACUUUGACUCCUAUGCCCACUUUGGCAUCCACGAGGAGAUGCUAAAGGAUGAGGUGCGAACCCUCACGUACCGCAACUCCAUGUUUCACAAUCGGCAUCUCUUCAAAGACAAGGUGGUGCUGGAUGUGGGCUCGGGCACUGGCAUCCUCUGCAUGUUCGCUGCCAAGGCAGGGGCCCGCAAGGUCAUUGGGAUCGAGUGCUCCAGUAUCUCUGAUUAUGCUGUGAAGAUUGUCAAAGCCAACAAGUUAGACCACGUGGUGACCAUCAUCAAGGGCAAGGUGGAGGAGGUGGAGCUGCCUGUGGAGAAGGUGGACAUCAUCAUCAGCGAGUGGAUGGGUUAUUGCCUCUUCUAUGAGUCCAUGCUCAACACUGUGCUGCACGCUCAUGACAAGUGGCUGGCACCUGAUGGCCUCAUCUUCCCAGACCGAGCCACCCUGUAUGUGACAGCCAUUGAGGACCGACAGUAUAAAGACUACAAGAUCCACUGGUGGGAGAAUGUAUAUGGCUUUGAUAUGUCCUGCAUUAAAGACGUGGCCAUCAAGGAGCCCCUGGUGGACGUGGUGGACCCAAAGCAGCUGGUCACCAACGCCUGCCUCAUAAAGGAGGUGGACAUCUACACAGUCAAGGUGGAGGACCUGACCUUCACCUCCCCGUUUUGUCUGCAAGUGAAGAGGAAUGACUAUGUGCAUGCACUAGUGGCCUACUUCAACAUCGAGUUCACCCGAUGCCACAAGAGGACCGGCUUCUCUACCAGUCCUGAGUCUCCAUACACACAUUGGAAGCAGACUGUGUUCUACAUGGAGGACUACCUAACAGUGAAGACCGGCGAGGAGAUUUUUGGCACUAUUGGAAUGAGGCCCAACGCCAAAAACAAUCGUGACUUGGACUUUACCAUCGACCUGGACUUCAAGGGUCAGCUGUGUGAGCUCUCUUGUUCCACCGACUACCGGAUGCGCUGAGGAGGUGCCAGGCUGGCCCUCCUGCAAAAGGGGGCUCAGGGGCUGGGCUUGGGGGAUGGGAGGGUACAUCGUGGCUGUGUUUUUCAUAACUUAUGUUUUUAUAUGGUUGCGUUUAUGCCAAUAAAUCCUCAGCUGACCGUGAAAAAAAAAAA